ACUCACUGCCUCCUUUGUUUAAGAAGCUGUGAAGGAAGAGCACUCAGCCUCGUUUUCAUUCUUCCUGUUAUUUUUGAACUGUUUGGCAGUUAACUCCCCACCAUGCCUGAACCCUCCAAGUCUGCUCCGGCCCCGAAGAAGGGCUCCAAGAAGGCGGUGACCAAGGCUCAGAAGAAGGACGGCAAGAAGCGCAAGCGCAGCCGCAAGGAGAGCUACUCCGUGUACGUGUACAAGGUGCUGAAGCAGGUCCACCCGGACACCGGCAUCUCGUCCAAGGCCAUGGGCAUCAUGAACUCGUUCGUUAACGACAUCUUCGAGCGCAUCGCGGGCGAGGCGUCGCGCCUGGCGCAUUACAACAAGCGCUCGACCAUCACCUCCAGGGAGAUCCAGACGGCCGUACGCCUGCUGCUGCCCGGCGAGCUGGCCAAGCACGCCGUGUCCGAGGGCACCAAGGCUGUCACCAAGUACACCAGCUCCAAAUGAGCCAGGCCGCAGCGGAGCGAGCGAACUACAUCCAUCACUUUGUGCUUGAGAGGGAUCCUUCUGAAGUCAUCAGAACAAUUAACCUCAUCAGAGUACUCAGAAUGACAUCUACUAUGGAUUCUCCGCUUCUGGCAUCCUGACAAUCCUCUGAUACAUUUUUGUUGGAUCCAAAAUCUUGGUGGAGGGAAAUCCCUGAACAACAUCCUGACUUCUUAAGGUGGGAUGCUUAUCUCCUUAGGCUACAUCAGACUGUAGUUGUUGCUUACUUCAAGCCUAGUGUUAAAUUUUCACAGUGACCACACCAUGAAACAUAGACCUCUACAAACCACAAACCAUGACUUUCAAUAAUUUUUCGGUUGUAAUUUGGUGGAGUUAAGAAAUAUAGAAGAAUAUAUACGAUUCAUCUGCACCGUGCCCUGCUGCUCCAGUGUCCUGGACCUCAGUCCAUCCUAUGUAGGAAGAUGAUAGCCUGCCUUAGAACUUUAAGGCUACUCUCAUUCCAUACCUAUUUUCUAGAUGAACAAACUGAUGCACAGAGAAGGGGAGUAUUUUGUCUAAAUAGCUAGAGGAUCAAUGACAGAAUCAGUUUAUAAACCUCAUUGUAGUGGCCAUCAGUGUACAAAUGAUAGAUUUUGUGGUCUUUUGUUAUCAUCAAACUAAAUUCUUUCAAAACAAAUGGAGAUGACCCAUUCAUAUUUGUUUUAAUAGUGAAAAAGAUGCCAUUCUUUAUUUGAAAAAAAAAAAAGUUUCUCCCUCUUUUUCCCAAGAACAGGAAAAAAAAAAAAAAAGGCAAUUUUUUUUUUUUUCCUUGGAGAAUACUGGUCAGAUUCUCUUUGGAGGGUCCUAUAGCUCUACCCUAUCAUCAUCGUACAAUUAACAACUUUCGCCUUUCCUGUGGGAAACAAGCCUGUAUAGCAAAGUCUGCCUGUUGAUUAUAGUACUGAAAUUAAGACAAACUAAACUCCGUCUGUAACUUUUCCAGAAGACAGUGUUUGAAAAUUGCAACUUAUACUCACACAAUGCUUGCAGACACCCUGUAUUUCAAUUGUUGGAAAUAUGUGCCACCAAGGAGCAGAGAGAAACCUGCCCACUGAAAUUGCGCCACGUGAAACAUGGAGUUGUUGUUAUAUCUCUUAUCUGACCAUUAUUUCUGCCUUGAAAGCAGUAAUGAAAUAGACAAGAAGAGGCCUCUCCCUGAAGCAGCAGCCCCCCUGGGAAGACCCGUUAUACUCAUUCUCCCAAAGGGUCAGCAAUCCAGGUUUGCCCAAGUGAAAGGCUAAAGUAUCACUGUGGAUGAGACCUGAAUGCUGUUUAAUUAUUUGCAAUAGAUACAAUGUAGUUAUUUUUAAAGUUGACAUUUAAACAUUAACCUAUCCUUAUUCUUAGUUUCUUUUGUCCUCCUCAU
This is a messenger RNA of Physeter macrocephalus (sperm whale), 1888 nucleotides long. Its product is annotated as histone H2B type 1-N. Gene Ontology annotation, cellular component: nucleosome. Gene Ontology annotation, molecular function: DNA binding; structural constituent of chromatin; protein heterodimerization activity. Bases 103 to 483 code for a protein of 126 amino acids. Lineage: Eukaryota; Metazoa; Chordata; Mammalia; Artiodactyla; Physeteridae. The transcript has 2 exons. The record is from RefSeq and is a predicted model, not a curated record.